AUGGCUCCCAACCACAUCCUCCGGGCCGCAAUGCCCAUCCGGUCAAUCGUAUCCUCAAUGGCCAUGACACGAGCCACAAUCCUCCCCUCCGCCCGCUUGAUCUCCCAGAGCCUCCGAUCAGCCUCUACAACCUCCACCCCCAUACAAGAACCAAUCACCCCCUCACCAGCUUCCCCCUCCGCACAGAAUCUCCAGCGACCCGCCCUGCUCCGCAACUACGCCUACCGCCUGAAGACCGGCACCGUCGAGUCAGUCGGCCGCAUGGAGCGCACCGUCCGCGUAACCCAACGCACCAACGUCUGGGACAAGCACAUUGGCAAAUUCUACCCCAAGGAAACACGGUACCUGGUCUCUGACCCGCGCGACUCGCUGCGCGAGGGCGACGUGAUCGAGUUCUCGUCCGGUGCGCCGAAGAGCCGCCACGUUCACCACGUUGUUGAGCGCAUCAUUACCCCCUUUGCUGUGCCGAUUGAGGACCGCCCGGCUGUUAUGUCGCGGGAGCAGCGGGAGCAGGAGCGCGAGCGCCGCUGGGCGGAGAAGUACGUGCGUCGGGAAUCGCGUCGGCAGGGCGAGGAGGUCGAUUUGGUUGCUCGGGCAGCGGCUAUUAUUGGCGAGGAAGCGCAAACUCUUUCGACGGCGGAGCUGAUUCACCGGAUUCAUGCGGGUCAGGAGCGCGUGGGCAAGUUGAAGCAAUUGGUGCUUGAGCGGACGGCUGAACGUCCGGUCGAGGCUGUGGAGGAGUAA
Messenger RNA from Penicillium verhagenii, 744 nucleotides. Its product is annotated as uS17 family ribosomal protein. Gene Ontology annotation, molecular function: structural constituent of ribosome. The coding region runs from base 1 to 744 and encodes 247 amino acids. NCBI's taxonomy places the organism in Eukaryota, Fungi, Ascomycota, Eurotiomycetes, Eurotiales, Aspergillaceae. The transcript has a single exon. Gene Ontology annotation, cellular component: ribosome. The record is from RefSeq and is a predicted model, not a curated record. Gene Ontology annotation, biological process: translation.